Molecule: messenger RNA, 3071 nt
Organism: Pan troglodytes (chimpanzee)
Lineage: Eukaryota; Metazoa; Chordata; Mammalia; Primates; Hominidae
Exons: 6
Coding region: 322-768 (148 amino acids)
Source: RefSeq, a predicted model, not a curated record
GCCGGGCAGGGCCCCUCCCGACCGCGACCUCCUGUCCGCACCGUAGGGCGGCCGGCCGGGCCAGCCUCCCUCACAGGACUACCGAGGAAGAGAUAGGAUUUCACUCUGUCACCCAGGCGGGAGUGCAGUGGCGCGAUCAUAGCGGGGACUACAAGUGUGCACCACAUGCUUGUCUACGAACCUGAAGUAUUCUGAUGCAGUGGAGAGAGUGUAGAACUCUGGAGUGAAGAGAUCUGCCUGGAACCCUGACUCUAUCACUAGGAGAUUCCUUGGAAUGAAACCAAUGGGAGUCCAGGGUUUGGGAGAGUCUCAUCAGAGCAGAUGGGCCAGCAGCAGCCAGAACGCUUGUUGCCUUUGGCUGAGAACACUAUCCUGGAUCUGAAUGUCUUCUUUGUCACUCCAAGAGAUGGCCCUGGGACUGAGAAGUGGAUGGCAGCUGUGACAGCAGGAGAGGACUGCCUGAGGCUCCCCGGGCAGAGGCUCUGGUGCCGGGUUAGCAGCAGGACCGACGGCAGACCCAGCAGCCAGAGAGUGAAAGGCCAGCUUCUCAGACCCCCUGGCCUGCUCCAUCCCGUCAACUCUCCCAGGAACUACCAGCACCCACCUAAGGGACACCAGCCGCCCUGUGAAAGGACAAGCCAGAGACCCCUGGAGAUCGGAUGUGGAAGGAUGUGGGGAGCUGCCUGGUCCUGUCUCCCACUGCCGCAGAGGGACAUGAGGGAUGGAGCAGGACUGGCAACCUGGAGAGGAAGUCACUCCUGGUCCUGAGCCCUGUUCAAAGGGCCAGGCUCCCCUCUUACCCCAUUGUCCAUGUGACAGAGCUCAAACACACAGACCCCAACUUUCCCUCCAACUCCAAUGCUGUCGGCACCUCAAGUGGCUGGAACAGGAUUGGCACGGGCUGCAGCCAUACCUGGGACUGGAGGUUCUCCUGCACCCAGCAGGCCCUUUUGCCCCUACUAGGAGCCUGGGAAUGGAGCAUUGACACAGAAGCAGGAGGAGGAAGGAGAGAGCAGAGGCCAGAAACCCUGCAGAAACGGAGGGCCUGCAGCAGCUGGAGAGGGCUGAGUCCUCCCAAGCCCCUGCUUUCCAUGGGGCACUUGCCAGGCAGCCAUUCACAAAGUGUGUUGUUGGCAGGGAUGCACCAGACCAGCUCUCCUGGCACCAUCCCUGGCCACACUCAAGGAACACAGUUAUCCCUGAUGCUCUUGGCCUCUCUCCCUGAGCAGUACUCACCAGGGCCCACCUGACUCACGAUAGCCCCUGCCCAACAGGUACAAGUGGAGCUGGUGCUGGCCCCGGGCUGCCUCCCACCCAGGUGCCUGGCCUGUGGCUCCAAGGUGGACUCCCAGGCCCAGCACCACCAGCAGCAGCAACAGGCGACUGUCCAGUGAGGCCCAGUGGGCCACUGAGGAGCCGCCUCUACCCAGGGAUCCUGCCUCCCACCACGGCCCUCUCUAGGGCAUCUGCAUUGAAGGAUGCCACAGCCUUCUGCCAAUCUGACCAUCCCAGGCUAGAAGGCUGAUGCAGCCCCAGACCACGCUCCAGAUUCAAGGGCCUUGCUGGGGGCAGACAAGGUGGAACAUAACAUGUCUGCCAAAGUGAGGGAGGACUCCCCAGUCCCAUCACCCAGAGCCCUGCUGGUGGGGUCAAAUCAUCGGCGCCCGCCUCAGGGGCUGGACUGUUGCCAUGCCAGCUGGGAUGCCCAGUUUGGGAGAAGCCUGACCAGGGCCUCUUUGGCAAGGCUUCCCUGGCAGCCCUGGGUACCUGCCUGUGUACCCCCGUUCUCAGGGUCUCCCCACCUUCUGUGCUGUGGGUCCCCAUGCUAAACAGCACUAGAUACCGAUAACCUUCUUGACUAUACUGAAGCCACCUUCCUGCUGCCCACCAGCCUCAGUGACAGCAACAGACCCCUCUGCCCAGGCCGGCCUCACACGGGGCUAAAGACACCCACGGCUCCUGCCAGCAGGGUCCACACAGGCCACCUCGCUGCCCGUCCUCUCCCUCAGCCCCUCCUUAAGCACUCCUGCAGGCUCUCCCAGCUGCUGCCAGCACAUCCCGGGUGAGGCUUGCCCGGACCCACAGGCAACCUGGGCCCCUGCCAAGCCAGAAUCCACUCUCAGCUGUGCCUUUCUCGGCCCUGAGCAAAGCAGAUCGGUGGAGUCAGAGGCACCUUUGGGGCAGACAGGGGAAGAGGAGUGCAUUCCUUGGGGAAAGGUUGGGAGCUACCCAGCCGUAGGCUGGCAAAUCAGCUCCUGGCCGGGGGCACCCUGACUUACAGGCUUUGCCUGAUUUCUGUGGUGUAAAUUCUCCCCUUGUGCCCAGUUUCAAGCUACUAAUGUGUCGUGGACCGUAACUGGGGAGCAACACAGAGUCAGCUGGCCACGAUGCCAGUCACUGCUGAGCUGCCAAACCUUACGCGUCCCAGGGGGCACCUGCCUAGAGGCCAGGCACUGCACUGGACCCUCAGACACAGCUUGUGCAGCCUGCUUAGGAGCUUGGGAAAUGACUGUCAUCUGUGAUCUUGCUGGUCCCAGGAAGCCCAUUUUACAGAUGAGGAAACUGAGGCCCAAAGGCACGAAGCGACCUCUCUCAGCCUCACCAAGAGCACUGGAAGGUGGUGUAGGGCUGGGGCCGUGCGCACAGAGAGCACAGCAGCAGGAAGGCUCCUGGGCCUCCAGCUCCCCUCCCUCAGAAGCCUCCCAGAGUGACAGGAAGGUCAGAGGCCCCGGGGAGGGGGCGGGGCCAGGAUCUGGCAAUUUCCUAUCCCUCUCUGUUGGCUCUGUGCAUCUAAUUAAUCCUUGAGUCAUCUGUUGCUAACCAGGAGGGGAAAUUAAAUAUUAAUAAUGUAAUACUUCUCUGUGAUUACCCCUUGUUGGGGACAGAUCAGAGGGCAGAUGCUGCCCCAUACAGACAGGGGACACAUGCUGCGGAAUGUGCAUAAUGCCUCUUGAAAGAACCACCUUAUAGGAUUCCACCCGGUCAGACUCAAAACUGCUGCUGCUUCCUGCCUUCCUCCUCACCUCCCCCAACCUGGCCACUUUAAUUAAAACUCCAUUUAAUCAAAACCC